Messenger RNA from Colletotrichum graminicola M1.001, 2199 nucleotides. RefSeq lists its product as uncharacterized. The transcript is spliced from 4 exons. Gene Ontology annotation, molecular function: zinc ion binding; DNA-binding transcription factor activity, RNA polymerase II-specific. The record is from RefSeq and is a predicted model, not a curated record. Lineage: Eukaryota; Fungi; Ascomycota; Sordariomycetes; Glomerellales; Glomerellaceae. Gene Ontology annotation, biological process: regulation of DNA-templated transcription. Bases 1 to 2199 code for a protein of 732 amino acids.
AUGGCGUCCGUUUCCUCGAGAGGCCCGACGCCUCACUCCCCUUACGACGUCCAGUCCGCCGCCGACACGGACGAGUCGUGGCAAUACCUGGACUACGCCUCGUACCCGGCCUCAGUCGGGUUCCUGCCUAGCCCGGCCAGCACAAGCUUAAACGGCUAUGCCGUUGUCGGGCACCGCGUCAGCCCAGACCCGGUGGGCCUGUCCCCGCUGAACCUCGAUCCCGACCCCGACCAGUCUGCUUUCUCCGCCGCGGGCUUCCCGGACCAGCCCGAAGCUUUUGCCGCCCCGGCCCCGUCCGCUAAUGAUCAGUUCGUUGCCUCCGGCCAGGAAUCGGACUUUUUGACGCCGCAGGGCUAUCUCUUCUCGGAAGAGCAGCUCAAUCUGAAAGAUUUGACAUCCUUCGUCAACUCAUUCCAGACGAACGGGCCCCCGAUGGGGCUGGAGACAUCUCCCCAAAACCAGCAGGACGGCAUCGAUCUCUCACAAAUAUUCCCACCUGAUGCGAACCCGGGCCCAUGGAGUCCGACGAACCUCAAGGUCGACAAUGGAAGAUCCGUGAUCUUUAUGGAGGACCUCCCUUCCUCAUCGCAGGGGUCCGCAACAACGAGCCCGCCUCACUCGAACCCGACCUCGCCUGAUAUCAAGCACGAGGCUGACAAGGUCACCGUAUCCAGCCCCAUCCGCAAGGUCAUGGCCGGCAAGGUGGAGAAGAAGACGGCCGAGGCGGCGAGCAAGUUCGUCAUCGUUACACCCCACUCUAUCAACGCCCACUCGGGCCGGCCCAACCCGUUCGAGUGCUUCGAGGCCUUGAAGCCCCAGACACGCGGGCGCAAGGGCCCGCUGGCCAACGCCACCAAGGAGAGCGCCCUGAAGGUCCGCCGCCUGGGCGCAUGCUUCUGCUGCCACAGCCGCAAGGUCAAGUGCGACUUACAGAGGCCGUGCAAUAAUUGCAAAAAGCUCGCGGUCCAGGUGCCGCAAGUCCUGUGCUGGCAGUUCGCCGACUUCCUCACCGUUCUGUUCCCCGACUUCAUGCGGAGCCACUUCCGGAAAGACCAGAUGUCCCGCUUCAUGACGGAGAACGUCGAUCUCGACGCGGUGGAGCUGGCGCCCCGCGAGAUCGAGCUCUUCUCGGGCCUGCCGGCGACGCUGAAAAUCAAGGCCAGGUUCUUCAAGCCCCGGACCGCCGACGUGCAGCAACAUUACCAUCUGCACGUGCAAAGAGACAGGGUGGACCUCCAAGCCAGAGGCACGGCCCCGAUGGUGUUGGAGCUCGACUCGGUAUCUCAAAGAGAGGCUCUGAGGAAGAAGGUGAAGGAGUAUCUCGCCGAAAUCGCUGCUGAGCCCAAGUACGCGAAAUCGGUGACGGAGUCAAUACGGCACACGGAGCUGCCGAGGAAAGUGUUGGACGUUGUGCAUCAGUAUGCCAGCAAGUCUGAUUCUACAAUGGUCAAGAAAGCCUUAGCGAUAUACGGCGCCCACUUUGUCAUGACCCGGCACCUCUGCAUCACCCGGCCGAGCGUCGUCAGCCUGCAAGACUCGGGUCUCGUGCCGCAGGAAGUGCCGUGGGUGACACCGCGCGUCCUCAACCGGCAGAUCAAGGCGGUGAUUGACGAGCUCUUGAUGAAGGACAUGCAGCGCCUCUUCGAGUCCUUUUCCAAGUCGCUCAAGCCCAAGUCGCGGGCGGAGUGGGCGCCGUGCAUGGCGUCGUUCCUCGUGCUCUGCCUGUUCAUGGAGUCACUCGAGACGGCCGCCGACACGUUUGUCGUGGCGCUCAAAGAGAUCAGCCUGCGCAACCACACGGUACCCGAGUACAAGCGCGAGGACGCCCUCAACAUCAAUCGGGAGGUUGAGAACAUGCCAUUCAAGCAGUUUGCGUACCAGUUCCAUCAUACCUAUCAGACGCACAGCCGUGACGCAUCAACGAAGCCGUUCAAUCCCAUGCUGGACAACUCGUGGGCAGAGCAGGGCGAUCUGGACGGGCCGGCGAUGGAGAUGGUGAUGAGGCUGAAAGAGUUGAUCCAAGGCGAUGAUAAAUACACCGAGUUGGACAAUUUGGCGAAGGACCCCAUUCUUCCCAGCAACGGCGAACAGCACCCGUUCCCCCGCGACGUUUCGGUCAAUUACACCGGUCGACUGGUGUCCAGGUUCUUGCUGUCAUUUCUGGACGAGAAGUACAUAUUUGGCGAGAACACACUUUGA